AUGAAGAAAUUUUUUUAUAUUUUCCGCGAAGGCAGUCAAGUGAACCAGAUAUUAUGUGCUUUUUUAAUUUGUAUCCCUAUUUACGGAUACGGUACAUGUAUAGGAUGGAUGUCACCGAUGACACUUCUCUUACAGUCAAAGGAGUCUCCAAAAGGCGUGCCACUUACUGAUGUUGAGAUAUCCUGGAUGGCAUCUUUGCCAUACAUAGUGUGUGUACCGGCGACGUACUUAGUAGCGUCUCUAGGAGACAGAUAUGGGAGGAAAUUCGCUCUUCUCUUCAUGACUGUAGUGAAUGCGGCCAUUUGGAUACUGAAACUGUCUUCAAUGAACAUAUGGGUUUUUAUAACAGCAAGAAUUUUAGUGGGAAUCGUAAUGGCUGGAAGCUGCGUUACUUGUCCCACAUAUAUAAAGGAAAUAAGCGAAGAUAAUAUAAGAGGAGCUUUAGGAUGUUGGGGAGCACUGUUCUUUACAACGGGUAGCUUAUCGGCCUACAUAAUUGGGGAUCUAUUAAGUUACCAAACAAUCUUGAUAGUGUUCCUAGCCGUACCUUUGGUACACUUCAUAAUAUUUUUAAUUAUGCCUGAAUCUCCAUCUUAUCUUAUUAAAAAAGGAAAGACUGAAGAAGCUGCAAAGGCACUGGUUUGGCUCCGAUGCAGACACGAAUUUGAUCACAAAAUCCAAGAAGAGAUAGAUUUUAUGAGAAAAGAACAAAAGAAUGAUGAAGGAAAGGAGAAGUUUUUGUUGAAAACAAUUUUGACCGACAAGAUCCUAUUUCGAGCUUUUCAAAUAUCACUUAUGGCUGCAUUAGCUAGAGAGCUUUGUGGAGUUGUACCAGUUCUUAAUUUCGCUGGUGAUAUAUUCCGAUCUGCAGCGGAAGUCACAGGCUUGGUUCUCACUCCAAACCAACAAGCUAUGGUACUCGGAGUAGUACAGCUAUGUGGUGCCACCACGGCAUCAGGCAUAGUCGACAGAUGUGGGAGAAGGCCUCUCCUCUUCAUAACGUGUAUCAUCUCUGGGAUCAGUAUGUGCAUUUUAGCCACGUGGUUCCUUCUAACAGAAUACAACGUGGGUGUCCCAGCAUGGGUACCAGUCCUCACACUAUGUGUGUGUAUAUUCUGUGAUGCAUCUGGAUUGAUGCCGAUAGCUGUUGUUAUAGCUGGCGAAACGUUUUCUUUCAAGUACCGAGGAACAGUGUUGGCAACUACAAUGGCUAUUGCUUCAACUUCGGACUUCUUCCAACUUCUCUUCUUCAAGCCUUUAUCAAAUUCUAUAGGAGUUUACGUCGCGUUCUACUUCUUUGGAGCCAUGUGUCUUCUUACAGCAGUAUAUGUCAUUCUGAUGGUACCAGAAACUAAAAACAGGAAACUGGAAGAAAUUUACUAUGAUCUUCAAACGAAAAAGGAGAAGAAGGAACUCAGCCAAAUACAUUUG
This is a messenger RNA of Brenthis ino (lesser marbled fritillary), 1431 nucleotides long. Lineage: Eukaryota; Metazoa; Arthropoda; Insecta; Lepidoptera; Nymphalidae. The record is from the annotation of a GenBank genome assembly.